UCCGAGCGCAGCCAGCGGGAGGUUCGUUCGUGUCCCGUGCCGGCCGCCGUACAGCCGACGCGCGCGGGCGGUCUCAAACCGCGGACCGCGUUGUUUACAUUUCGCUACUCGCGGUGCCGGUCGCACUUCACUCCUUCCGCAACUUGGGCCCGCUGGAACCGCCCCCCGACCGCCUUGCGGGACGCCGGACGCGCGGCCGAGUGCGAGUCGGCUCAAAUGUGAAUAUCUCGGACUGUCCGUGAUGAAAGCAACCGCCAUGGUGCCGUCUCUGCGGGGGUCACUGUUAUUGUGUCGGCAUCCUCCUCGUUUGUGACUCGAGGCCGCGGCGCGGGCUUCCCCGCCAACCUAAAUUAUUCAUUUUCGUGUGCGAGAGGGAGCGGUGAAUUCGGCGAGCAGUGCGACAGCUCUGGCCGGUUCCGAGUGAAGUGUUAUGCCUCUGUGCGGUGCUGUGUGAAAGUGAGGUUAUGUCGCCCUGUGCCAGUGUUGUGUCCAGAAUGAGGCGUCUGUUGUGUUUGGCGCUCGUCGCUGUGGCGAUGCUGCCCCUCUGCAGCAGUGGCAUGACGUCUCGCGUCAAGGACCAGGACAGCCUGCCCCACCACGGCAAGUGCGAGAGGAUCACCAUCCCCUUCUGCCAGGGCAUCGCCUACAACGAGACCAUCAUGCCCAACCUGCUGCACCACCAGCGGCAGGAGGACGCGGGCCUGGAGGUGCACCAGUUCUUCCCGCUCGUCAAAGUCAAGUGCAGCCCCGAUCUGCAGUUUUUCCUGUGCACCAUGUACGCUCCAGUGUGCACCAUCCUGGAUAGACCCAUCCCACCCUGCCGGAACUUGUGCAGGUCUUCCAAGCUGGGCUGCGAGGCCCUCAUGAUGAAGUUUGGCUUCCCUUGGCCUGAGAAUCUGGACUGUGAGCGCUUCCCCGAGUCUGGGGGCUCAGAAAUUUGUGUUUGGGAUAACACAGGCAAUACGGAGCGCAGUGGCAGUGGAGGAGGAGGACCCGCCAUGCCUCCUGGCUCCACCCAUGUGUCGCCAGGUUCAGGCAGACCAUCUGGACCAAUGCCCCCCAAUCAACAGCCGGGGAAGCACCACCUGCCCUUCAAAUGUCCAGAACAGUACAGAGUGUCAGAAAAGCUCAACUACACUUUGAAAGUUGGAGAUACAAUUGAGAAGAAUUGCGGUGCACCUUGCAAUCGCAUGUUCUUCAGUGACGAUCAAACGGCAUUUGCAAGGAGAUGGGUCGGAGGCUGGUCCAUUGUGUGUGCUGCAUCCUGUCUCUUGACUGUUUUGACAUUCACGAUAGACACAGACCGCUUCCGCUACCCUGAAAGACCAAUCAUCUUUCUGUCUGUGUGCUACCUGAUGGUGGCUCUGGCUUACGUGUUUGGAUUUGCUGCUGGAGACACUAUCGCUUGUCAGAGACUGGAUCUGCCUUCAGACUCGUACUCCAACUUAGAGCGGCCCCCAUUGAUCACACAAGGGACGGACAACCGGCUCUGCACCAUUCUCUUCAUGGUGCUCUACUUCUUCAGCAUGUCGUCGAGCAUUUGGUGGGUGGUUCUGACCCUCACCUGGUUCUUGGCGGCAGGACUCAAGUGGGGACAUGAAGCCAUUGAAGCCAACUCUCACUACUUCCAUCUCGCCGCCUGGGGAGUACCUGGAGUAAUGACAAUCAGCAUCCUCGCGCUUGGAAAAGUUGAAGGCGACAUCCUGAGCGGCGUGUGCUUCGUGGGGCUGUGGGACAUGACGGCGCUGCGCGGCUUCGUGCUGCUGCCGCUGGCCGUGUUCCUGGUGCUGGGCACCGCCUUCCUGGUGGCGGGCUUCUUCUCGCUGUUCCGCAUCCGGACCGUGAUGAAGCACGACGGCACCAAGACGGACAAGCUGGAGAAGCUCAUGAUCCGCAUCGGCGUGUUCUCGGUGCUGUACGUGGUGCCGGCCCUCAUCGUGCUGGCCUGCCUCUUCUACGAGCAGUCGUACUUCGACCACUGGAUGCGCACCUGGCAGCAGGAGCGCUGCAAGCACCACAGCGAGGUGGCGUGCCCCGCCGGCCACGUGGACACGCGCAAGCCCGAGUUCGAGGUGUUCAUGAUCAAGUACCUGAUGGCCCUCAUCGUGGGCAUCACGUCCAGCUUCUGGAUCUGGUCCGGCAAGACGCUGGGCAGCUGGCGGGAGUUCUGCCUCCGGUUACGCGGCCGCCGCGUCGAGGCGUACGUCUAGCCAGGACUCUUUCAUUUUUUUUUUUAAUUUUCGUCUGUUGUGCGGAUUUUUAACUUGAAAAAAAAAACUGCCAGAUGAUAGUAGACGUAGACGUAUCGGCAACUGUCAUUUUUUAUUAUUUGAACGCGAAAUGCUCAUUUCUGUUUUUUGAACGUUUAAAAAUGAUUUUGAUACUACCACCAUUUGUCCUUUUGAUGCGUUUGUACUUGGGUAAUUUAUUGUGCGUUUUUUCCCAUGAAGAAUUUACCAAUCCGUACUUUUAGUGUAGCAGCUAUGUCGACGCGGGCGAAUAUGCACAUUUGUUUCUAUACAUAUUUGUACAAAUGAUAGGCGUCUCUUUUUUUUGUAAAGUAAAUGCAGUAUUUAAAAUGUUGUGAAUAGCUGUGUAAUAGGUUUAGCUUUUCGAGCAACGAGGACGCACCCAAAGGCUGUCUUGGGAACGCCCAACCCACUGCCACUGCGUGCCGACGGCAAUAAUGCGUUAAGACUGAUGAGCACUUUUUGACUGUAGUUUUGUUGUUUUUGUACUGGCCGUUUUGCCAUAGAAUUGACAUCGAAUGUACUGCUACGGCACACUGGUGCUGUCCCCUUUUCUAUUGGACUUUGAGCCGAAUCGACGAACAAAAGCCACCCGCGCUGAACUGAUUUCUGAGACGGCCUUUUGGUGCGCCCGCUGCUCUGUCAAUUAAUGUGAUAUGUUUAUUUGUAAUGUGUACAUUUCUGCCUGUAAUAAGCUUUGUUUCUGAGACUGUUCACCAAAGACUGGCAGCCGACAGAACUCCGGUGAUUUUGGUUUACACUUCACACCAGUGGCACAAAUGCCUUAUCGUAGUAACGUGUGCCUGUGUGAGUGCGAGCUGUGUAUGUGUGUGGUGUGUGUGUGAGUGAUGUAUCCACUGCGCCGGUGACCAUCUUUUAACGAAUUUUUGUUUUACUAACUGUAUUUUUGCGGAAGUCUUGAAAGUUGUGUACGUAUACUGGCGUGGCAUUGGUUCGAGUGUAGCGAGGGAUGUCCUUUAACAAGGUCUGGGACGGGAUGGCCGACGCAGAUAGCUGGCCGUACUCGCGCCAUAGUGCACGGACGGGCCUGGAGCCCGCCUGGAGCCUGCCUGGAGCCUGCCUGGAGCCUGCCUGGAGCCCGGCCGGCUCGUCGAUGCAGCGAGACAGUCGCACUCCCCGAGCAGUGUGACCAUUAUUUCUGUGGGCAAGGUUGGCAAGGCCACGCUGGAAAUCCUAAUGGGUGUGGCGAGUCCCUCCGGGCUCCACGGAGGCUCCACGGAGGCUCCAGCCUUGGCUCCAGCCCCCGGGGCGACAUUCCUGGAACGGGAAACUGGAGGGAAAACGCGAUGCUCGAUUUCCGUGGCGAUGACCGUCGAUAACACGGACACUUUCCUUCCUCAUUAGUCUAAUGCCAUGCAAGUGUGUGUGAGAGUGAAUGUUGUUGUUGUUGUUGUUUGGCUGGCGACUGGUGAACACGUUGCAAAACGAUUUACUCAUACGACGCGCCGGUGUAAAGUUAGUCGCUCCGACUGGCGCACUUAAUAAUUGCAUUUGUAAAUAUCCUCUAGUCGAAUGUGUGUGUGUGUGUGUGAGAGAGAGAGAGAGAGAGAGAGUGCAUGGAAGCGGCAACGCUUUGUGGUGUGCAAGAAAGAUUGUUUUGACGCAAUGAUGGGUGAUUGCUGUACGCUUAGUACAAAUGCACGCUUCGCAGGGCGGCCGAGCCGUUGGGCCCACCCUGCGGAGCGAUGCUGUUCUCCUGUUGAAAAUUUGGAAAGUUUGGCCUUGGAUUGAAAUUUGUGUUGGUUAGUUUAGUUUGAGGUGGAUGCACCUCGGCCAUUUCAGAGUGCUAUUAUAGUGAGCGCCGCAAGCGAGUCACGUUUGUUUAAAUUGUGUGCAUAAUUCAUGUUGUGUAAAGUAUUUUUUAUAGAGAGUUUGUAUGAGUGCGUUUUGUUGGAAGGUUGCUGGGCUCUGAGACCCUUUACUGUUGCCUUUCUUUCCCCACCGUUACGUUAUCUUGAUUUGCCUUAUUUCCGUCCUUGCCACUUCUUCUUGAAAAAUGAAGUUUUGUUGAAAGUUGAAUGGGCAACUUGCCAUUUAUUGAGCGUUUACAAACGGCGCUUUGUUACAGUAUUUUCUGUUUAUUUUUCUUUUACUAUGUUCUUACUGUUUUCAGUCUGAAAUGAAUUUUAUGUGAUGAACCUGUACUGCCUGUUUCGGUACCAAUCUGCUUACUGUAUCUCCCUAUAGUAUGUUUCCUCAUUUCUACUUCUCGUCUGUAUGCCAUGACCAUUGUCAACAAAUCACUGUAUGCAAUAAAGACACGUUCCUCAAUA
Thrips palmi is the source of this 4543-nucleotide messenger RNA. It is a transcript of the gene fz, whose product is annotated as frizzled-2. Gene Ontology annotation, biological process: non-canonical Wnt signaling pathway; canonical Wnt signaling pathway. Bases 465 to 2210 code for a protein of 581 amino acids. Lineage: Eukaryota; Metazoa; Arthropoda; Insecta; Thysanoptera; Thripidae. Gene Ontology annotation, molecular function: Wnt-protein binding; Wnt receptor activity. Gene Ontology annotation, cellular component: plasma membrane. The transcript has 3 exons. The record is from RefSeq and is a predicted model, not a curated record.